Penicillium diatomitis is the source of this 3066-nucleotide messenger RNA. RefSeq lists its product as uncharacterized. The transcript has 2 exons. Bases 1 to 3066 code for a protein of 1021 amino acids. Lineage: Eukaryota; Fungi; Ascomycota; Eurotiomycetes; Eurotiales; Aspergillaceae. The record is from RefSeq and is a predicted model, not a curated record.
AUGUCUUCCCCAAUUGAGGAACGUGGGGAGCGUGAGGAACGUGAAGAACGUGAAGUUGUUCGUCGCCUUGUGGUGGCUGGUCGUUUUAGAAGAGCCUCACAGCCACACUGGACACAGAGACUCCCCUAUGAGCUACGACAGGAUUGGGGCCUUAUUCCUGGAGAAUCCCGAGAGCAAAAAUCGCAGCACAACAACACUUCUGCCGUGUCUCUCUCCGCCGCCCGCUCGAAUUUUGAUCCUGAUGCCCCUGCUCGACCUGCAUCUUCUCUUUCCUCUUCUUCAUCCUACGAACCGCCCCCUUACAAGUCCCCCUCUCAAGUUGCAUCAACAGAGCAUCUUGAACAACUUCCAGGCCGGGAAAUCGAGCCUAGCUCGUCUGAUUUCCGGCCCGCUUCACCUCACCGGCAGACUCAGUCGUCAUCAGAGCGAAGCUCGCCUGUCUCGCGGCUGCUCUGCUCCAGCCAGGACUCCUGCGGUGAACGCUUGGAUGACUGCCUCCCUCUUCCGUCUGUCUCUCCUCGCCCCUCCGGACCUAACAGUCCGCCACCAGCUUACCCUGGGAUCCCUGCCCCGAAGACCGAAGUCGAGGGACAGCUGGUGCACUUGCUAGAGGGUGCCCAAGAGCAGACUGAGGCUUUACAGGCCUCAUCUGAAGAGGAGAAUGACCUGACCUCCGUGGAGUCGAUUGACUUCUACCUGGACCAGGCUAUCGGCACUUCUCUUCUGGCUCUCCGACCAGCAGCUCACGCUGGCCCAGCUCCCUCGGUGACGAUCCCUUCAAACGUCGUUGGAUCUUCUCCCGAGCCCACCAAGCGGGUUCGUUGCCGUAGCGCCCGGCAAAGGAAGAAGAACAGAAAGGCGCGCAAGAUGGGCAACGUCCUAGUUGCUCCCGGGGUCGUUUCAGAGACCACCGACAAGCCGGAGAACGACGUUAUUCGUACCCCUUCUCCCCGUCCUUCCCCCGUUGCGUCACCCGUCGCGUCGCCCGUCGCUUUGCCCGUUGCUUUGCCUGUUGCGUCCCCCGUCGCAUCUUCUGCGGCUCAGACCACCGUUCCCCAAGGCCGCCGCAACAACAACAAGAAGAAAAGGAACAAGCGGGCGUGGAAGAAGAAGAGUGUCCGCAAUGCCGAGCCAGUCGGCACAGCUCUUCUUGAGGCAUCCACGGAGCCUCAAAGCACGGACUUGGCGGCUCCUGUCAAGGAGUACGUUGAGCCGUGUAUCGUGGACACGGAGUCGUGGCGCCAGCGCAAGCUGGCUGAGGUAGAGAAAGAGAAGGAGAAGGCGCAGGAAUCAGGCGCUUUGCUCGAGAUCGCCGUGAACGUUGGUGGUGCUACUGCCCACUCAGAGCACAUGUGUGAGAGUAGCGACUUUCCAAUCCCGAUGCAAGGUCAAUUGGGAUACUCUCAGCGCUCGCAGGAGAUUGAAGCGAGUACUGAGUAUCGUCAGCUGCCGUCCGCCUUUCCUGUCGCUGCCACUGGGGCUUUCCGCCCUUGGCCCUACGGUCUCCCCCCCGUUUUCUUCCCUGUGGCUCCUUUCCCUUCCGUCGCCGCCCAACAGGGUAUUCUCCCAGCUGCCCUCAUCGAACAAGCCAGUGGCAUGUCUGAGUCGGCAGGCCCCGAGUCGAGCUUGGGCGAGCCUGUCAGUGAGCCAUUGAUCGACUACGAGGGCUCAGUGACCGUUGAAGAGGCCGACAUGCAGUCUCCCAGCCUGUAUUUCGACGCCCAAAUGGAGACGACUGCUGAGACUGGCACUCUGGGAUCACAAGACCAGGCGACCAACGAGUUCGUUCAGUCCGAGGAGGCUGGGCUCUUUGAUCCACUGGCUUUCCUGACCUGGCAUCUCAAUUCGAUGUUCGGCCAUCCUGAGCUUGCGGACAUUCAGCUUUUCCUGAGUCCCAAGUCUGAUUCUGCUGGGAUUGCCUUCCCUUUACACAGGGUGAUUCUGGCAGCAAGUCCGUUCUUGCGCAGCGUGAUGGCAGCUAAAAGCUAUCAUGAAGGGCGGGUUGACGACAUCCGGGCUUUCACCGGACAUUCCUUCGCCUCCUCGGCGGCCUUUGUUAUGGCCCUCCGUACCCUGUACGGUACUCCCUUGAUGAGCAGCGCGACCCUGCGAGCGGCGACUCUGGAGGGGCUUGCUCUUUCAGAGGACGAAAUCACCGCAUCGUUCUCAGUGGAGCGUGCGAUGGUCGACUUCGCACUAUGUUACGCUGCUACAGGUGCGUUCCUCGCCCACCACGAGAUCACCCACCGUGGCAUCGACAUGGCUCUCGAACACCUUUCUUGGGAGACAGCCGAGGUCAUCCUCAAUUUCGGCAUCAACCCGGCCGAUUACAUGGUGACAUGCCCCGAAGUAUCCUUCUCUCCGGUGACUCUGUCACUUUCUUCUUCUGGUUUUCCCGUCGUCAAGAUUGACCACUUUGACGACUUCCAACAUGUCCAGGCUAAUCGGGCUCAGACUGCGGCUCUCAAGUUCAUCACUGGCGCAAUCACCCCGGACUUUGAGCUCUACCACCGUGCUCAGGCACGCUUUACUCCAACCCGGAUUCCGCCUCCUCUUCACACCCUUCCAUAUUCGGCGUGUAGAGACUCCCGUCUUGAGAACAUUCGGUUUGGUAGCAUGCCCUCUUACGCUGAUCUUCGCCCUAAGGACCCGGCAAUCCUUGUUCCUUCGGCCAUGCUAAUCACUCUCCCAUACCACGUCCUUCGAACUGCCGCCGCUAUCAUGAGAGAACAAGGCAAUUUGACAAGCGAGCUUCUCGAGGAGGUCAUAAAGGUACGGGAAGAGCGUCGCUUACAGGCUCUGCGUGAGGCUAUUCGAUACGGACACGCCAAAGUCAAAUCUGAAGACUGGGCCGAGUUGGGUUUCAAGGAAUUUGUAGACUACCAUCUCCAGCGGGCUGAUAGCCCUCACCCUGGCCGCGUCAUGGUUGGCCAUGAAGUUCCCGGUUGUCGACCUCCUGUGACCACCACCAAGGCUGGAAGCACCCACACCAGCGACAAGAAGAACACGGACACUCAGAAUGUUGAGAACACUAGCAACCAGGAGGCUGAGAAACCAGAAUCGUAG